Molecule: messenger RNA, 2967 nt
Organism: Pogonomyrmex barbatus (red harvester ant)
Lineage: Eukaryota; Metazoa; Arthropoda; Insecta; Hymenoptera; Formicidae
Product: pancreatic triacylglycerol lipase
Biological process (GO): lipid catabolic process
Molecular function (GO): serine hydrolase activity; triacylglycerol lipase activity
Source: RefSeq, a predicted model, not a curated record
UUCGACGGACUCCUCACGUACCCCCGAAUGAACCCGCGGUUUAAACACCAGGUACACCGGGUGGUGGGCAGACGGUUAUUCCGGAGCAGGUUGCAGUUCCUCGCCGUUCAGUCGAGUGCCGGCCUCUCACCGUGAAACGUUUCGUUCCUCUCUCGAGCGACGGCUCGCGCGUUCCCCUCGCCGUUCCCCUCCUGCUCUCGACCAGGUAACGAAGGUAAAUUUCCGCGUCAGCCGCCGGCGAGGCAUCACCGAGUCGGUUCUACGAAGCGGCCUCGCGAAGGGUAAUGCGAACCUCGAGCGCGCUGCUCAAGAUCACGUGGAUACACGCGACGGAAACCUGCGAGGGAAACAUGGACCGAUAGACGACAGGACGGGGCCGCGUGACAUGAGAGAACGACUGCGAAAAUGAUGAGGAGGAGCGGCAUGAACGGACGAGGAGUCGUCGACGGCGGCGAAGGAGCGCUGGUCCUGCUCCUUGUCGCAUUGGCUCCUGUUAUCUGCUCCGCCGGAAUCCUGGACCCUUGGCAGUGGGCGCGCAGCGAUCGGAUCGAAGUCAACAUACCUUGGCUGCCUUUCGAGAACGAGACGCGCUGCUACGACGAGCUCGGCUGCCUGAACAUCACCAGGAGCUGGUAUCACCUCAUUCAUCGACCUCUCAAUGUUUUCCCGUUACCGCGCGAAGUCAUCAACACCAGAUUUAUCCUCUACACGAAUCAGAAUCCGCUGGAUGGUCAAUUAUUGAAAGUGGCCAAGGAUAAAUCCAUCGAAAACUCCAACUUCAAUCCUAAGCGAAAAACCAAAUUCAUUAUACAUGGCUUCAUAGACACACCACUCAGCAAUUGGGUCAAGGAGAUGAGGAGCGAAUUGUUGGAGCACGGCGAUUAUAACGUUAUCGUGGUCGACUGGGCGGGUGGCAGUCUACCUUUGUACACCCAAGCAACGGCGAACACGAGAUUGGUCGGCCUCGAAUUGGCUCAUCUCAUCAAGCACUUACAAACAAAUUACGGCCUGGACCCGAAUGACGUGCAUUUGAUCGGGCAUAGUCUGGGUGCUCACACGGCUGGUUAUGCGGGUGAAAAAUUGGGCGGCAAUAUCGGACGCAUCACCGGCUUGGAUCCUGCGGAACCGUAUUUCCAGGGAAUGCCGAGCCAUCUUCGUCUGGAUUACACGGAUGCCCGAUUGGUGGAUGUAAUCCACACCGACGGAAAGAGCAUAUUUUUCUUAGGCCUUCCAGGAUACGGAAUGAGCCAGCCAUGCGGGCAUCUGGACUUCUAUCCGAACAACGGCAAGGAGCAGCCCGGUUGUACCGAUCUGAGCGAGACGACGCCGUCGCUGCCGCUCACCCUGAUACGGGAAGGCCUCGAGGAGGCCUCGCGCGUCCUGGUCGCCUGCAACCACGUGCGCGCGCUCAAGCUCUUCAUCGAGAGCAUCAACUCCAAGUGCCAGUACGUGGCGCACGAGUGCUCGAGCUACGCGAGCUUCCUGCGCGGCGAGUGCUUCUCCUGCAAGAGCAACAACAGCCUGAGCUGCGGCGUGAUGGGCUAUCACGCGGACACCAGCCCGGCGUUGGUGAAACGCCAGGCCAUGGGACAGGACAUCUCGUCCCUGCUGGGCUCGAAAUUCUUCUUCAUGACCGGCAAGGAGGAUCCGUAUUGCAGAAGGCAUUACAGAAUCACCAUCAACCUUGCCCGACCGCCGACCGCGGAGAGCUGGGUACAGGGCUUCAUGAAAGUCACUCUCCACGCUGACAAAGGCGUGAUACGCAAUAUGGAUCUCACGCCCAGCGGCUAUAUGAAACUGGAGCACGGUUCGACCGCGCGGAUGGUCGUGGCCCAUCCGACCGGUUCCAUCGGCAAUAUCGGCAAGAUCAGGCGGGUCGAGCUCUCCUGGGUCUACGACAUGGACGUGCUGCAGCCCAGGUCCCUCUGCUUCUUUUGGUGCAACGACCGCCUGUACGUUAAUAGCGUCAAAGUGGACGCCAUGGAUCUUCCGGGCAGAGGGAAACGGGAGGCAGUAUUUCUCCAGUAAGCUAUGCUCGGCUGGCAGGCAGGAAUACGCAGAGAUCGCGAGCGGAUCCACCGCCACGUUCAUCGACAAUUGUUGACGAUCCGUUCCACGGCGGGAAAUCGCAUUUCGGGCGCGUCGGAUAAUUAUAAAACGCCAAACAGCUGCUUCCAUCCGGAGGCAAUUCUCGAAAGUCGGAUGAUGAUGAUGAUGAUGACGAUGAUAGAAACGAAGCAGGAGAAUCGCAGUCCCUCGUAAUCUUCGUAAUUUCUUUCGCCGGCGGUACACGCGGCGGGAGAAACAUUUUAUGUAUUUGGCCUUCUUUCUCUAUUUAUCGCUACCAAUCUGCCGCUUUCUUCAAAUGCGGCCCGGCGGCACGAGCUAGCACCAAUUAACGCUUCUACGAGACUUUUAUUGGACUCGCGCGCAAGAAAAUUUGAUGCAAUUCGCCGCUUUACGCGAUACGCCUAUAAUCGAGUUCCUAGAGAUUUGUCCCGUCGGCCAAGAUUAGAUCCUAAUAAUCGCGCUUAAUAGCGCGAUUGACACGUGACGAUUGCGAAAGUGUUUCGUAGGAAAUGAAAUUUUUUUAGCGAGCAGACAUCUAGAAUUUAGAUGCGAAAUUAGACGAGUCAGCUUGUAACAGAAAGUCUAAUUUAUCGCUUUGCUUUUUUUUGAUAACGAUUUUUUUUCAGUAUUAAUAUUGAUCAAUUGCUAUGUACAUGUUGUAUAUAACAGUAGAUGUAACAUGUUAAAACUAAUUUCUUAUGGAUGUUGAUUAUCGCUAGAGUCUUCAGUGAUUGCUAAUAUAAGGCUCUUACUAAGCCAAUCUAUGUAUUAUACAUGUUGAUACAUAUAUUCUUUUUUGUGCACGCGAUGAUAUGAUUAUCAUAUUGUCUUUCGCAAUACGCAUAUGAUAGUAGGUUGUGAUAUUCUCUUAUAACUUAAUAACCAUUUAAAAAAAAA